CUUGGGCAGCCGUGCUCGCCGGCGCUGUGAUUGGCCACCGGGGGGCGGGCGGGCGGCCGUGAUGCGGUAAAGAUGUCGGCCGUCGAACAGUGCUCGGUUGCUGUGGAGAAAGAGCGGUGGGAGCCGCUGUCCUUGACGCACGUCGAAUAUCCCCCAGAUGACCUUGCAGGAAAGGUGCUUGCAUAUUUAAGUCUCGUACCAGUAUUUAUCCUUUUUGGUUUCGUCACGCUCAUCGUGUUUAAGAGGGAGCUGCACUCUAUUUCAUUCCUCUGUGGUUUGGUACUAAAUGAAAUCCUCAACUGGUUAAUUAAGAAUGUGAUCAAAGAGCCCAGGCCAUGCCAAGGUGCUCAUCGGAAUUUGUUUACAGAAUAUGGGAUGCCCUCCAGUCAUUCCCAAUUCAUAUGGUUCUUUUCCAUCUACUCACUUCUAUUCCUUUAUUUAAGAAUGCACCAAACAAACAAUGCUAGAUGUUUAGACCUGUUGUGGAGGCACAUUUUAUCCGUUUGUUUGCUGACUUUGGCAUUCCUUGUCUCCUAUAGUAGAGUCUAUUUGAUGUACCAUUCCUGGAGCCAAGUGAUAUAUGGAGUCAUAGCAGGCGGGGUAAUGGGAGCAACCUGGUUUAUCUUUACACAAGAGGUACUAACGCCACUCUUCCCUAGAAUAGCUUCAUGGCCAAUCUCAGAAUUCUUUCUGAUACGGGAUACAAGUCUGAUUCCAAAUAUUCUCUGGUUUGAGUACACAGUCACAAGAUCAGAAGCACGAAACAGACAACGGAAAUUGGGUACCAAGAUGCAGUGAUGCAAAAUCAGCAUGUUUUACUUGAGGGCAAGACUGGUGCGGAUCUCAAAGGAAAGGAAAAUCAACAGCAACAAAAACAUGUCAUUUGAAAAUUCAUUAUUUUUUGGAAGAUGAUCAAAGGCAAGCUGAGACAUACAUCGGCAGUCUAGACACCCUCUGUGAUUGCAGUCAGUAUUGAUAUAGCUUGCUGUUAGCUUUCUACUGCAUGUUAGAUCACAUCGGUACUGGACUGAACCAGUUUAAAUGAAGCACGUGCGCACAGUGCCAGUGAAAUGUGAUAUUAUUGCAUCUGAUUUGGGAAUAUGAUUUUUAUUUUGAAGAAGGGCAGCAGGGGAAGGGGCAUACUUCACAUUGUGUGAAUAUGAAAUAUUUCAAGAGGAAAGGAUAUUUUUAUGACUGGUUUGAAAACAAAUAUUGGAAGAGAAGAAGGAUGUUUAUGAAUUGUCAAUCAGGUAUCUGACAUAUUAGGGUUAAUACUGUAGCAGCCAGAAAUACUAUAAGGGAUCAUGUUGCACUUUAGGAAAAUCAGAUUUUU
Molecule: messenger RNA, 1333 nt
Organism: Leucoraja erinaceus (little skate)
Lineage: Eukaryota; Metazoa; Chordata; Chondrichthyes; Rajiformes; Rajidae
Gene: dolpp1
Product: dolichyldiphosphatase 1
Exons: 8
Coding region: 73-798 (241 amino acids)
Biological process (GO): lipid biosynthetic process; protein N-linked glycosylation
Cellular component (GO): endoplasmic reticulum membrane; intracellular membrane-bounded organelle
Molecular function (GO): dolichyldiphosphatase activity
Source: RefSeq, a predicted model, not a curated record